Messenger RNA from Cetraspora pellucida, 645 nucleotides. The record is from the annotation of a GenBank genome assembly. Lineage: Eukaryota; Fungi; Glomeromycota; Glomeromycetes; Diversisporales; Gigasporaceae.
AUGCGCAGUCUUGGAUUUCUGCUGCAACCAUUAGCCGGUGGCAUCGCAAGGAUCGUCGCAGAUGAAUCAGGUCAAGGUGAAAAAAAAAUAUUAGUAGAAUGCUUCAUGUUUUGGAAUUCCGUGAAAAAUAUGCCAGACGUCAUACUUUUAGAGACAAAGGAUCUACAAUGUUGUAAUUCUGACACGGUUAGUCAAGCUCUUUCUGAAUCUUGUACUAAAUAUGGCUUUGACACUAUGCGAUGUCUUACCUUUCUAUCCGAUAAUACAAAUUAUAUGAGCGGUCACAUUGGUGGUGCCAUAACUAAGUUCAACCAAUUAACUAAAAGUAAUUGUAUCCGAAUUUCUUGUGGAUUGCACAUAUUACACCUAAUUUUAAACAAUUUUGAGGAAACGGCCUUUGGCAAGCUUCCUGCAAAUACUGGCUUUUCAAAGACAUGGCAUCCAUUUAAUCUUCUUUAUUUAGUAUGGAUGUUGCAUGACAGAUAUGAUCGAAGUGAUAAGGAUUUACUAUUAAAUAUCAGAAGUGAAACGAUUCGUGGCCUUUAUAAAGCAUGGCUUGAUUAUCAAUUAACUAAAUAUCAGCAAUCUUUACGAUCAAGAUGGCAAUAUGAAUUAAUUACAGCGGAGCAAUAUCUUGAACAAUGA